Molecule: messenger RNA, 354 nt
Organism: Lycium ferocissimum
Lineage: Eukaryota; Viridiplantae; Streptophyta; Magnoliopsida; Solanales; Solanaceae
Exons: 2
Coding region: 1-354 (117 amino acids)
Source: RefSeq, a predicted model, not a curated record
AUGAGGUUCCAACAAAGUCAUUAUGACUAUUCUCAGUUCACAAAGAGGUCCAGUACUAACGUCGUAAUAAUACUAGUCUAUGUUGAUGACUUACUGAUAACUGGUCAAGCAAAAGGAUUGUAUUAUCUCAUAGCUCUGGAGUUGAUAGCUGCAUCUGGUUUAGGAGGAGCUAAAACUGCUGGCACACCACUUGAAUUGAAUCAAAAGCUAAAUUUAGCUCAAUAUGAUCAAUGCAUUCCAAGUAGCAACACCAAAGAUGAUCAAGUGCUUCAGGAUCCUAGUAAGUAUCAAAGGUUGGUAAGGAGGUUACUAUACCUCACUGUGACUAGACCAGACUUGACAUUCUCAGUUUAA